Messenger RNA from Orbicella faveolata, 2310 nucleotides. RefSeq lists its product as uncharacterized. NCBI's taxonomy places the organism in Eukaryota, Metazoa, Cnidaria, Anthozoa, Scleractinia, Merulinidae. Gene Ontology annotation, biological process: neuron differentiation; cell development; regulation of transcription by RNA polymerase II. The record is from RefSeq and is a predicted model, not a curated record. Gene Ontology annotation, molecular function: DNA-binding transcription factor activity, RNA polymerase II-specific; RNA polymerase II cis-regulatory region sequence-specific DNA binding. Gene Ontology annotation, cellular component: nucleus.
CAAUACAAAGCUUGUUCGCUUUUUAAUUCGAUUGGUUCGACCAGCAAACGUUGUGUCACAAAGUGUCAAAAUUGACGGAGCCCUUGUGGAAACUACAAGAUGAAACGAUUGAAGAUAUUGUUUUGUGCACACAGGACCUGAUCGGUGCUCAAGAUUGCCUCAUGUGUAUGUACAGUACAACAAUACUAGCUGGCUAAGAAACUCGAUCGACAGCGCUACACUUUAGUAGCCUUUUAUUCACUCGGCCUGUCUCGGGCUAAGAAAUAACACGGCAAACCUAUUUUCCCUCUCCUUGUUAAUUUAUUUACGUCUCGAGUGCUUCGAUUUCAAUCUGUUUGCCGAUCGAUCUAGUCACUUGAUGUUCCGUCUCAAACACUGAUGGCAAAUUCUACCGCUACAAAGAUUUCCUGUCCUCAAUUUGGCUGCACCUACUCCCCACAGUUGAUGAUUCCUGGAGCUCAUACUCCGUGUUGUGAUUCAGUAAGAUCGCCUUUACACGACGGCUUGUCUUCUCUGUGUCCUUGCCAGUUAGAUCGAGUGCUUCAACACAGAGUUUCAACCAUGCCCGUGAACUUGCUUCCAAGACCGACUUUCAACGAAGCUGGCUUUACAAUAGGCUCCGCUACAGACCUGUCGGCUUUCUAUUCGCCUCUGGCUCGAGCGUGUGACAUCAAAGAAUGGCGAGAUUCAUGGUAUCUAGCUCAAGCCAGCGCCGCUCGACAUCCGUUAGAUGUGCACGGCUUCGAUCCCCAUACCCACACAUCUUGUCCGGGCCUCGGCGAAAGGUUUUCACCGAUCGAUUUGGCUGCAGCAGGAGCGAGACGGAAAAACGCGACGAGAGAGACAACAAGCACACUCAAAGCUUGGCUUUAUGAACACAGAAAAAAUCCUUACCCCACGAAGGGGGAAAAGAUAAUGCUGGCGAUUAUGACGAAGAUGACAUUGACGCAAGUUUCAACGUGGUUCGCGAACGCUAGGCGAAGACUUAAGAAGGAAAAUAAGAUGACUUGGUCGCCGAGGAAUCGGUGUGGCGAGAAAAAAGAUGGUGCUGAGGACGACGACCCUGUCAGCGAUUCAGACGGCGAGCAUAGCUGUAGUGAAGAAGACAAGAUUUGUGAUGACAAGGGCGAAAAUAUAACUAGUAUUAAAGAAACGAGAGACAAAGAGGAAAGGAAAGAAAACAUCCAAUUGAACGCGACCGACAACUCGGAACAGCCCAAGACUGUCCACAAUUCAACCGGCGAGAAUUUACAAAAUAGAACGACAAAUCCUGUGAUUCGAUUCCAAGCGCUGCGUGCUGUUCAGUGCGUAACUACUGGUGACUCAAACGUGGAAGAUUCUCCCGUGAAGAGCUUAAGAAAAUGGGUGGAUGGGUGCUUUCACAACACCCCUGUAAAUGUCGUAAAUACCAGCCCUGCUUCAUGCGAGACCCCGCCAUCGACACCCCCACAGAAGGCCUCUACUGAAGCCUCCGUCAUUAUAUCAGUUCAAAAUUCAACGCCUUCUCUAGUUAAAACAGAGAAGAAAGAAACAGAAUGCUCACCCCAAAGGACACCCUCCUCGCCGACAGACGAAGUAUCGAGGGAAAGGCCUAGAGUUGAAACGCCAGGAGCUUUCAAUCCCGUCAACACAAGCAUAAAUGUCGAGACAACAAACUAUCGAGAAAUUGACGCGGCCCUAGCCUUGACGACUCUUUCAGCUCGGUAGAGGGAGAAAGAAAUCUUUCCUAUAUAGAAGUACUUAAAAAAAUCCUCAGCAUGUGUACAUAAAAAAGAGUGGACGAUGUUUUUUCUAACUGACUAAGUGAGGAUUGCGCGCUUUCAAGAAACAAUUCUGUGUUUAACACAAGAUCUUGUGUCGUUUUUCGUUUGGUGUGGUUGAUGCGUGUGACUAUGAACGCAACGCGAUUUGGGCUGGUAUCAAAUACCUCCCUUUCAAUACUUCUUGUGAUUUUAUAUGAUGUUUCGAGUCGUUGAUAUGUUUGCGACAACAUUGGUUUGCUAAAAGCACUAGCCAAUGCAAAAAUAGGACUCGAAAUUUCGAUUUGUUUGACUUGAGCUUAACACAAAGUGUUACAAGAGCCACUUUCUAUUUGCAGAUUUUUUAAAACAACGGGUUGUAAAUUAGUUGUGUUCCGAAAAAAAAAAAACAGAUUCUAUAGGAAGCUAAACUCACAGUCCCUGCCAUACGAAGUGUAAUAUAGAUGAUUUAAUUUGAAAUUCUGUAGAUAAAAGAGAAUAUUUGUAGGUGAAAAGAAAAUGUAAUUUUGAAAUAAAACCCGCCUUAAUAAAACAAGACUGUCUGAGUGUA